This is a messenger RNA of Fusarium sp. VM40, 768 nucleotides long. Lineage: Eukaryota; Fungi; Ascomycota; Sordariomycetes; Hypocreales; Nectriaceae. The record is from the annotation of a GenBank genome assembly.
AUGGCUACCGCCGUCGCAGACCCCCCCAAGAUGGACGAGCAGGUCGAUCUCACCACCAUUCCCGUCGAUCCUGCCGGCAAGGAGGAUUCCUCCGACAUCAAGGACGACAAGCCCGUCACUGUCUUCCACGACAAGGACAACUUCAACGUGAAGCACCCUCUUCAGAACAAGUGGACUCUCUGGUUCACCAAGCCACCCAGUGGAAAGGGCGACAACUGGAACGACCUCCUAAAAGAAGUUAUCACCUUCGAUUCGGUUGAGGAGUUCUGGGGCGUUUACAACAAUGUUGCCCCCGUCUCCGAGCUCUCCCUCAAGUCCGACUACCACCUUUUCAAGGCUGGAGUCCGCCCCGAGUGGGAGGACCCCCAGAACAAGCACGGUGGCAAGUGGUCUUACCAGUACAAGGACAAGCGCAACAUCGAUGUCGACCGUCUCUGGCUCCAGGUCAUGAUGUCCGCCAUUGGCGAGACUCUCGAGGACGAGGAUGAUGGCGAGGUCAUGGGUGUUGUUGUCAAUGUUCGCAAGGCCUUCUUCCGUAUCGGUGUCUGGACUCGCACCAUAGGAAAGAGCAUUCCAGGCCGAGGAGAGGGUGACGUUGCUGGUGGUAAGGGCCGAAGCAGUGAGAAGGGUAAGGACAUUCUCUUGAACAUCGGCAAGAAGUUCAAGGAGGUCCUUGAGCUGCCUCCCUCUGAGCAGGUCGAAUUCUCUGGCCACACCGACAGUGCCCACUCUGGAAGUACAAGAGCCAAGGCGAAGCACGUUGUCUAA